Menidia menidia (Atlantic silverside) is the source of this 1065-nucleotide messenger RNA. Lineage: Eukaryota; Metazoa; Chordata; Actinopteri; Atheriniformes; Atherinopsidae. The record is from the annotation of a GenBank genome assembly.
AUGGCCGGCCGGGGGAGACUCGGGCCGGGCGGCUGCACGGCGGAGCACGCCGGGAAAACGGCUGCCCCCCGACAGGAAGCCUCCGGGGGGAGCGGGGAUGCGGCGGCGCCGCGGCGGGAGCUGCCCGGAUGGAUGCGGCUGUACUUCUACGGGAUGCACGGCGUGACUCUGGACGUCCUGCUGUCGUCGCUGCAGGGGGCGUUCACUGACCGGGACCCCAGGCUGGUGGGCUUCUCGUCCCCGUACCUGUGCGUCGCGCACUCGCUGACCCACUUUGCGCUGGAGAAGAUCUACUCUCAGAAGAGGUGUUUCCGAGGUCGGCCUGUGGUGUUUCACCUCGUCUUCUACCCGUCCAUCUACAUCGGCCUCCAGAUCCUGAUCGGGAACAUCAACACUUUGACCGAGCAGGUGCGCGUGGUGUCCGGGACGCAGCUGGCCGUGCACUACGUCCUGGCCCUGUAUUUCGCCCAGGUGUUCCACCGGGGUCUGGCACAGCUGCAGUAUCGGCCCUGCAGCUCUGCGGACCUCCGGAGGGAGCUCGGCCCUCAGGCCGAAGGUCAGGGGCGCAGACCCGUGCACGCGCUGCCGGGCUUCGCGCGCUUCCUGUUCUUUGGCAUGCACGGCUUUCUGGACGAAGUGCUGUUCACCUCCCUGUUCAAUCUGGUGGAGAAGUCUGACCGGACCCUGAGCGGCCACACGUCCCUGUGGUCCUUCCUCAUGUACGGAAGCUGCAGCUUCGUGGUGGAGAAGCUCUACCUGCAUCUGCAUUUCAGCCGAGGCUGGAGCACCUGGCGGCGACUGCCCAUCUACAUCUGCUUCAUCUACACCUGGGAGUUCAGCUGGGGCUUGGUCCUCAGGCAGUUUGGCGCCUGCUCCUGGGACUACUCCCACUACCCUCACAACUUCAUGGGGCUCAUCACCCUGCUGUACCUGCCCGGCUGGAUCUGCCUGAGCCUCUAUCAGGACGUGCUCUCCGACGUCCUGCUGACCAUUAGGUGCUCUCAUGAUGGACACCACCAGAGCGGAGAGGACGACGGACAGUUAGAGUCCAAGAAAAAGAUUUAG